CCUCACUGCUCACGCCGGUCGAGAACCCUCAGAUCAAAGACAAGUGCAGCAACGGCUUCCAUCUUGACCACGGAGCUCUCUUACAGGAACAGUUCAACAAUCACAGGACCUGACGCGAGUGCCCGCCAAGCCAUCUUCUGCGAUCUGCUGACUCGGCCGCAUCGUCUCUCUUAGCCUACUCACCGGCCGCGACUUCCCCGCAAUCCAACCGUCCAAACAUGGUAUGUCGCCCAUCAUUGUCGUAAUGCCGGUUCCUCUCUGGGGUAGUCAAAUUGCGGAGAAACAGGGAUGUUCGGGAUAGUUCACGAGAUUAACGCUGGCUCUUGCAUGGACUCGGUGUAACCGUUAACACGACGCUUAACCUCUACUGAUGCGCUUGUUCCUUUGAUGGAGACUUGCGAAUGGUUCGUUGCUGGCAUCAGGCUUGCGUCAGAGCAGGAGGAAAUGAUCAGCAAUUGGGCUGGAAGAAACCGUCAUUUCCGUUUGAGUACAACCCAAGAAUGCCGGCCGGUCAAGGUCUUGACCGUUGCACAUCUGCCUGUAUCUAGUUAGUUUAGCAGCUUAGGCUUUGAGGUAAUUUCUGGUCAUAGAAAUGGAUAUUUCUAUAAAGCCUGAUAGACAUACCCGUCCACCGUAUGGUUGUAUCGAAACUUUAAUGUCUGUCGCAGCUCUCCUCUGGAGGAUUCCCAAAUACGCCCAGCCAUGCACUCCCUUCGACUCUGGGUGUCCACCGCACUCGCUCUUGCAGCAACUGCGAGCGGCCAAGGAAACAUCACCAACACCGAACGAGUUGAAGCUGCUCUAGCCGCUCUCACAAUCACCAACCUCGAUGACGUCCGCGGCAACAUUCACUUGCCUGCCACCUCGGAUGGGCUGACCGUAACGUGGGAAAGUAACUCGUCGUCCGUCAUCACAAGCAGUGGUGUCGUCCAAAGACAGACUGAGAACACCCCAGUCGCGCUUACAGCAUCGAUCAACCACGAGGGUGUUUCCCAGACACGAGAGCUCGUUGCCUCAGUGCGCAAAGCCGUGUCACUCGACCCAUUCGAGGGCUAUGCGUUCUCCUACUUUACUGGGAGCUCCCGCGCUGGCGAGAACAUCUUCUUCGCGGCCAGUGAGGGAAACAAUGCGCUGGAGUGGACGGAGCUAAACGGUGGCCAGCCAGCCAUCACCUCGUCUUACGGCACCAAGGGACUGCGAGACCCUUUCCUCAUCCGAUCACCCGAGGGUGACACAUUUUACCUCAUCGCCACGGAUCUCUCCAUCGGCUCUGGGACGUCUUGGGGCGACGCGGUACGCAUCGGAAGCCGCUACCUCGAAGUUUGGGAGUCUCAUGACCUCAAGACCUGGUCUGAGCAACGCCAUAUCCUAGUCUCUCCACCCGAGGCUGGAAACACCUGGGCUCCCGAAGCAUACUACGAUGAGGAACUCGGUGCCUACCUGGUCUUCUGGGCUUCGUCUCUUUACGAGGCCAGCGAUGUAAACCGGACAGGCAGCACCUACCACCGCAUGCUGUACGCAACGACCCGCGACUUCGUCACCUUCAGCGAGACGUCAGUGUGGCAGGACGCCGGUAUGUCAAGAAUCGACUCAACCGUCAUCAAGUCCGCGGACACCUACUACCGCUUCACCAAGGAUGAGGGCGCCAGCGGCACUGGUUGCAGUGACAUUAUCCAGGAGAGCUCGGGAUCUCUCCGAUCUACGCUGGACUCGUGGACCAUCAUCGACUCAUGCAUCGGCCGAAAGGCUGGCACCAGCGCAGUCGAGGGCCCGACCGCUUUCAAGUCCAACACGAAUGACGUCCACGGCGAGAAAUUCUACCUCUUCGUUGACGAGUACGGUGGACGCGGCUACAUCCCGCUAGAGACUACUGACAUUGGAAACCCGGAAUGGAAGGUCUCUGCAUCCUACAACCUGCCGACCAGCCCGCGACACGGAACCGUCAUCCCGGUCACCGCCGCCGAGCUUGCCGCUCUGAAGGAGCCUGCACCGGCUCGCAGAGCUGUCAACGCCGAUGGCGAGAUCCUCCGCUACGACUUCUCGACGGUCGAUGGCACGCAGCUUCAGGAUGUUUCGGGCAACGGGAAUCACGCUGCGAUCAGCGGUGGUGCUUCGGUUGUUGACGGCGCUCUCACGUUCGACGGUGUCGACGACUUCGUUCAGCUGCCCAACAACAUUCUCUCUGGCGUGGAGGAUACUGCAAUUGAGGCCGAGGUUUUCCUUGAUGCUUCCCAGCAAACUCCCUACUUCAUCUACGGCCUUGGUAAUACCGCCGCCUCCGGCAACGGCAACGGAUACUUGUUUGCUACGGGAAGCCCCUACAGAGCGAGCAUCACCACUGGGGACUGGUCCACCGAGAGAACCGCGGCCUCCAGUUCUUCCUUGCCGCAGGGUACCUGGCUACAUUUGGUGUACACAAUCACUGGACGUACCUCCGCGAUCUACUUGAACGGCUACGAGGUGGCUCGGAACGAGAAUGUGAACAUCGACCCCAGGAACAUCGGCAACGGCGUCACGACUGCCAAUUACAUUGGCAAGUCUGUCUACUCCGGGGACAAGCUUUUCAAGGGCCAGAUCCGCGAGUUCGCCAUCUUCAACAGAUCCAUGACCGCCGCCGAGGUUCUCUCCCGCUCUGGAAACGUGGGGGCCAUCACCGGAGUUUCUCUCGCCGACUCCUCUGCGCUCAAGGUCCCAGCCAUCAUUGACACCACUGCUAGCACGGUCUUGUUCGCGGUCCAGCCUGGUACCGACCUAACUGCCCUUGCGCCGACCUUCAUCACCACCGAGGGCGUGAUCUCGUCGCCGGCUUCUGGUACCACUGUUGAUCUCAGUGCCGGAGUCAAGUACCUCUUGGAGAAGGAUGGCGAGUCUGUGGCAGAAUGGACCGUCAGCGCUGUCGAGAUGGGCAGCCCCAUCUUGCCUGGCCUCUACGCGGACCCCAACGUCGCCGUCUUCAACGGCGUGUACUACAUUUAUGUGACUUCCGACGGCGUUCCCGGCUGGGGCGGAAAUACCUUCUACUCGUGGAAGUCGACAGAUCUAGUUACCUGGACCCGCGGAGACGAGCCUUUCCUGACUCUCGACGGCGCGAACGGCAACGUCCCCUGGGCCACCGGUAACGCAUGGGCACCAACCAUUGCUGAGCGCAAUGGCAAGUACUACUUCUACUUCAGCGGCCACAACGCGGCACUGAACACCAAGACCAUCGGUGUCGCGGUUGCCGAUGCUCCCGAAGGCCCCUUCACCGCCGAGCCCGAGGCCAUGAUCCUCAACAGCGAGGCCAUCACCGCGUCCCAAGCCAUCGACCCUGCAGCUUUCCACGACCCCGUCUCCGGGAAGUACUACAUCUACUGGGGCAACGGUCGCCCUCUCGUGGCAGAACUCAACGACAACAUGAUCUCGGUCAACUGGGACACGCUUCAGGCCAUGAGUGGUCUGGUGGAGUUCCGGGAGGGGCUCUUCGUCGUGUACCGGGACGGCCUCUACCAUCUCACAUACUCCAUCGACGACACUGGCUCCGAGAACUACCGUGUCGGCUAUGCCACCUCCGCAUCCUUCGCAGGGCCAUGGGCGUACCAUGGCGUGAUCUUGCAAAAGGAUCCAUCCCAGGGGAUCCUCGGCACGGGUCACAACUCCAUGUUCAACGUCCCCGGCACGGAUGAUUGGUACAUCGUCUACCACCGUUUCGCCAUCCCUGGUGGCGGUGGUUACCGACGCGAGACCGCCAUUGACCGCGUCACCUUUGACCCUGAGACAGGCUUGAUCAACCCUGUCGUUCCUACUCUCACCAGCGUUGGGCCGCAAACUGUUCCUCACAAGUUCCGCCGCAUGUCUAGAGUGAUGCGUUUGUGAUUUGUGAUUAUUGCGGUAGUGGGGGACAGGAUGGUGUGAAAGGGGAAGCUGAAGGUUUGAUGAGCUUAUUUUGAGUAGAAUAAGACGAAACUAAAGUAAUAAAUCGU
Molecule: messenger RNA, 3959 nt
Organism: Colletotrichum destructivum
Lineage: Eukaryota; Fungi; Ascomycota; Sordariomycetes; Glomerellales; Glomerellaceae
Product: Putative glycoside hydrolase, family 43, concanavalin A-like lectin/glucanase domain superfamily
Exons: 1
Coding region: 703-3852 (1049 amino acids)
Biological process (GO): carbohydrate metabolic process
Molecular function (GO): hydrolase activity, hydrolyzing O-glycosyl compounds
Source: RefSeq, a predicted model, not a curated record